AUGGGUCUGUUCCGCAGCUUUGGUACACCAAAUGGUUCUCAAACAUGCGAGGCAUACUUCAACAAAGCAUCCAUGGAUAGAAAUGCGGCACAGUGGAAUGCGGCGCCAACAAAGAGAGAAAAUAUCUCUGCGAAGGCAGCAUUCGAGUCGCGUGCAUCGCUCUACGAUGCUCAGCAACCUCUUCGGGGAUCGAAUCUAGAUGUCGUGGUUCCAAUCAAGCUAGACGAAAACUUGCAGUACUCUUAUCCAUUGAAGUCGGGCAAAUCGGAGCUCAUUGCUCUGGACACUCUCCAAGAGGUUGCGCACCUAGAAGCAACUACCCCUUUCUCGUCCAUAACGAUCAACGUGCCCCUGGAUUUGAAGACGUCUGGAUCUGUUACUUUUAGCCACAACGCAUCGUCAGAGUCAGAUCAAGUGGACGAUAAGAUCUGGUUGCACACCAGCGUCCUGGCUACGACCAUUCCUCUGGAUCACAUUGGCAUUCGAAAGGGCGGCAUGAUUACCAUGUCGGCCAACAGCGUAUGGCUUUCGCUCGACACUCCAUAUAUAUCGCUUCCGGACAGCAUUUUCAACGUGCUGUUGCAGGCUGCAAACACUUCAUCGGAGCAGGACUUUGUUCUAGAUUGCGAUACAGUACCCAGACUGCCAGAUCUCGUCUUUGGACUGGAUAUUGAUCACAGCUGGACUCUUGCAGGUGAUGAGGUUGUGGUGAGACCGGAACAGUAUGUCAUGGAGACCGAGGCGGGGAAGUGUGUCCUCCUGGCUAGGCGCCGUCGCGGCUUGCAGAGGCUUGGUUGGGCAGCGAUUCGAGGAAGGGAGUUUGUGAUAGACUUGGCUGGUCAGAAGAUGGGGUUUGAAAGCUGA
This is a messenger RNA of Parastagonospora nodorum SN15, 864 nucleotides long. RefSeq lists its product as hypothetical. Bases 1 to 864 code for a protein of 287 amino acids. The transcript is spliced from 3 exons. The record is from RefSeq and is a predicted model, not a curated record. NCBI's taxonomy places the organism in Eukaryota, Fungi, Ascomycota, Dothideomycetes, Pleosporales, Phaeosphaeriaceae.